AUGGGCGAUAGCCACCACGCGUCCGUCACGGUGCUGGCGUUCGUGACGGUUUGCCUUCGACUGCUUGCACGGUAUGAAAGGAAGCAAAGACUAUGGUGGGACGAUUACAUGAUCAUAUUUUCCUUGCUAUGGAACUUCGUCGUUGUUGGGUUUAUUUACGCUAUGAUAAAGGAAGGCAUGGGUCUUCAUGCCAACACGAUCCCAAUCAGUAACAUCGUCAUGGUUGCGAAGUUCCUAGUUGUGGCUGAGAUUCUUUACGUAUUCAACCUCGUCUGGACCAAACUCAGCAUCCUGCUCAUGUACUACCGCAUCUUCCGCUUCCCCUACUUCAAGACAUGGGCAUACAUUAUCGGCACCUUCGUCAUCCUCUGGGUCAUCUGCAUCACCUUCCUCUUCAUCUUCAUCUGCGUCCCGGUCGAAAAGCUAUGGUAUCCGCAGAUCCCAGGCCGAUGCAUCAACCAAGUCGGCACAUGGAUCGCCAACGCCGUCUCAACAAUCGCCACCGACGUCGCCAUUCUGCUCCUCCCGAUUCCACAAGUCUGGAAGCUCCAACUCCGGCUUUCCGAGAAAAUCGCCGUAUCAAUUGCAUUCAGCCUCGGCUUCUUCGUGGUCUUCGCCUCCGCCUACCGAUUCUCAGUCCUCUUCACCUACACCGCAACUGACUCCUCCUACACGCUCGCGCCAACCGUCGGCUGGACCGCCAUCGAAAUGUCCGCCGGCAUCGUCUCCGCCUGUCUCCCCACGCUGCGCCCAGCCCUCCGCUUCAUCGCACGCAAGCUGGGCAUCCACGGCCGCCUACCCGCCCUGUUCCAGAGCACAAACGGCCAAAUGUCCAAAACCUCGAAUCCGGCGACCGGCCCGUCCCACACGGAAGACAGCACCGCCACCAUAAUCCAGCACCCGGAGCGUCCCAAACGGCAUUCGUUCUACCACCUACCGGACGAGACGGGAGAGGAGGGCCAUCUGGGCACGUCUUUCAGACCGGACUAUGCGGAGACGUACACGAAUGUCCUGGGGCCGAGACUAAGUGGGCGUUUGAGUGUCGAUGAGAUUCCUUUGAAUGGUAUCCGCGUGGAUAGGGAGUUUACGCAGACGAGUAAGCGGUAG
Molecule: messenger RNA, 1107 nt
Organism: Aspergillus bombycis
Lineage: Eukaryota; Fungi; Ascomycota; Eurotiomycetes; Eurotiales; Aspergillaceae
Exons: 3
Coding region: 1-1107 (368 amino acids)
Source: RefSeq, a predicted model, not a curated record